Molecule: messenger RNA, 799 nt
Organism: Eubalaena glacialis (North Atlantic right whale)
Lineage: Eukaryota; Metazoa; Chordata; Mammalia; Artiodactyla; Balaenidae
Gene: MED11
Product: mediator complex subunit 11
Exons: 3
Coding region: 78-431 (117 amino acids)
Biological process (GO): regulation of transcription by RNA polymerase II
Cellular component (GO): mediator complex
Molecular function (GO): transcription coregulator activity
Source: RefSeq, a predicted model, not a curated record
GCGCGGGCGCAAACGGACAACCAUUUCCGGGCACUUUUCCGCAGCAUUUCGCAAAAGGAGAGAAUCCAGGAGUAGCGAUGGCUACCUACAGCUUGGCGAACGAGCGACUACGCGCCCUGGAAGACAUCGAACGGGAAAUUGGAGCCAUUCUUCAGAAUGCAGGUACAGUGAUCUUGGAACUUUCCAAGGAAAAAACCAAUGAGCGGCUCCUAGACCGACAGGCAGCGGCCUUCACCGCGUCGGUGCAGCACGUGGAGGCGGAGCUGUCAGCUCAGAUCCGCUAUCUCACUCAGGUGGCCACAGGGCAGCCCCAUGAGGGCUCCAGCUACUCUUCGAGGAAGGACUGUCAGAUGGCCCUGAAGCGAGUGGACUAUGCUCGUCUCAAGCUCAGUGAGGUGGCUCGAGCCUGUGAGCAGAUGCUGGAAAACUAGGCCAAGCAGGUGAAAAGCUUGGAAGGAGAGCUCCACCUACACCCCAGGACAGAACCUGGAGAGCAUGGGCUGCCCCGUACAUGCCCUGCUGGUCAGAAGCCAUGAGGACAAAGGCACAAAAGGUGGGAAUGGAGAACAAAGACCAAGCCCAUGCAUGGCUGUGCCCUGGCUCCUCCUGCCAUGCACUUCGCCGAGCGCUGACAAGCUCAGAACAGGAGACAGAGACUAAAGACACCCAACCCACUUCCUCAGGUCCCUGCCCCAGGCUUCUGGCAGACUUGGACCAAUGCAGACACAUUUUUGUUCACUGGAAAAGAUAAAAUGAGAACUAAGGGUUUUGAUAAUAAAAACAAUAACACUAAAAACAA